This is a messenger RNA of Plasmodium inui San Antonio 1, 4521 nucleotides long. RefSeq lists its product as hypothetical. NCBI's taxonomy places the organism in Eukaryota, Apicomplexa, Aconoidasida, Haemosporida, Plasmodiidae. The record is from RefSeq and is a predicted model, not a curated record. The transcript has a single exon. The coding region runs from base 1 to 4521 and encodes 1506 amino acids. Gene Ontology annotation, cellular component: exon-exon junction complex. Gene Ontology annotation, molecular function: mRNA binding. Gene Ontology annotation, biological process: mRNA processing.
AUGGACGUGAAGAAUAUGAGAAAUGAAUUCAUUCUCGAGGAAGAAAUCAAUGUUUUUGAUGAAUACAAAUCGUACAUAAGUGAUAGUAACAACAACCCUACAGACGAAAAAAAAGUGUCAAGUCACUCAAGUAAAAAUUGCAAUGAAGAGGAGGAAGAAGAGGACGACGAUAACAAGCACAAGAAGGAGAAAAGAAAUUCACGAUCUGUACAGGAUGGCCAGCAGGGAAGGAAGUCAAGCCCAACUGGCCAGCCAAAAAGGAGCGAUCAGGAAAAUGUUACCAAUGGGAACGGUGCUGAAGGUGCCGAAGCUGCCACCCACACCAAUGACGAUGAUAGUAGUUUAAAGGCCCGCGAAAGGAGAACUCCAUCGGGGAAGUGCCCAUCAGAAAACGCAGAAAAUAAAACCGUGUCAGUGAAGGACAAAAUGAGAGAAGACCCAUGUUAUGUCCCCAAGGAAGCAAGGUAUUUCCUACACGAUAACAGAUUCGAAAAUAAUGAUAAUAAGGGUAAGAAAAAAGCCAGUGAAAAAAAAAACACAGGAAACAAUAAAAUGACUUAUAUAGAUGAAAAAAGGUGGAAACAUGAUCUCUUUUAUGAUUAUAAAUACGAUGAAUAUUAUGGGAAGGAAAGAAAUCAGUACAAAAAGUACAGCAAUGGUGUGUACACCAAUGGUAUGUACACCAAUGGCACAUACACCAAUGGCACUUACACCAAUGGCACUUACACCAAUGGCACGUACACCAAUGGCACAUACACCAAUGGCACAUACACCAAUGGCAUGUACAGCAAUGGUAUGUACAGUAAUAGGUAUUAUGGAGCCAAAAACAAUAAACAUGAAAAAAAUAGCUACUCUUUAUCCUAUAAAAAUAAUAGCAAGGAUAAUUACUACUAUGAUAAUAGCAGAGGGAAAAACUCCAAACUUUUUAACUACAGUAAUAAGUAUUAUGGUGAAGCUACCAAAGGACGAAUGCCCAUUAUGAAACGGGACAACAAAACAAACACCCUCUAUGAGAAGAAACACUCAGAUUUGUGUGCUGAUAAAGUCAAGGUGGGGAAGUUCAUCGAACAGGAAGAUUUAAGGAGGGGUGAAGGAGAUGCAGGGGGAGAAGGUGGCCGUGGUGCAGAUCGUGGGCGUGGUGCAGAUCAUGGCCGUGGUGCAGAUCGUGACCGUGCCCCCUCCAUUUUGGAGGCACAGCCAGAUGAGGAACCCUCCCUCGCAGGAGACGCUUAUGGGCACCUGAACAAUUCGGAAAAGAAAACGAAGAAACAGACGUUGCUCAAGAGAUGUGAAAAUGAAAAGGGCGAAGUGAGUUCCAGUGAAAAUACCAAGCCAGUUGGUGAUGAGGCUGACGGAGUGACCCAAGUCGCUGAUUUGCUUGCCCCGGAUGGAGCACCUGCAACGAAUGAUGCGGGUGAACGCGGCCAAGCAUUGGCAAAGGGCACCAUGGAAGGACACCGAAAAUGUCAACAGGAUGAAAUGAAGGCCGAGAAGGAAGGGAACAAAGCUGCACACGGGAGUGCUGAGAUGAGGGAAGACAAAAGAGAGGAUGUUCUCAUCGCCAAAAAGGGUGAAGAAGAGGCACCGCCAAGCCAAACCCAAAGCAACCCCUCGAGCAUAAAAAGAACAGACGGGAAGGAAAAAAAAGAAUUCACAAAAGCAACUCAAAACAGCACCGAAGGAAAGAAGUACGUAGCUCCCUACAAAUCCAAGAUGAGUUACAGCAACGGUGAUAACACUCAAAUAAUGAACGACCGAAACGCCUCCAGCAAAUACCAAGGAGCGCGAUUCGUCUAUUUGAGAGACGAAAACUAUGCUUCCCAAUCGAGUUUAAAAAAGAAAUACAAUAGUAAAAGGAACUACAUCUAUGAAGACAAUUACAACAAUGCGAGUUCCUACGCACAUGCAAAUAGUGGCAACACAGAAUACGCAAGGAAGACGUAUGCGACGAAAAACAAGUAUGCGGGAACCUCCUCAGGUGCGAAUCUCCCCUCGAACGUCGUCUCUAGUGGGAACAAUAAAUACCUUAACAACAACUACAGAAACAGUAAUAACCACACCGGAAUUGGCAAUUACAGCAUAAACCACCACCACGCAUCUAAUGACAGUGAGAAAAACGGUCCAGACAAACCACACAAGGACGAGCACACCCAUGAUAAGAAUUACAUCUAUGGUAGAGGUUUCCUCAGGGAAAACAAAACCCCAACAGAAACGGAGAAAAACGAAUACAAGUAUAGGUUUUCCAGGAAGUAUAUAAACAGUAUCAGCAACAACACAGUCGAAUUGAAGAAAAAUAGCGAAACGAAAAGCGGCACAAAGAGCGAAAGAAAGAACCAAACGGGUGCACAAUAUUAUGGCGAGGAAGAAACUACGAAGAAGAAGAAAGAGAAAUAUGUCAGUAAGGAAAACGCUGCAGAUAAAUCAGCCAGCCAUGUCCCCCCAGGAAGAGGAGCCACUGAUGAGAAGGACGCUGACGCCAAAUACGGAAGCAGCAAUGAUGAACGUGCGAAGGAAAACGAUACAGGAAGAGGAAGUUAUAAAAAGAAAAAAAAAGGGAGCAGUAUGAGAACCUAUGACCCUACAGAUAGUUACAGAGAAAAAGAAAAACAGGGAAACACCCAUGACACAUUCUAUUAUGAAAAUGAAAAAAACGAAAGAAAGUGGGAUGAUGAUAAUAAUAGGUAUUACAAAGAGAGUAAGAAAGAGAGGGAGAAAUAUGUGCCAAAUGGGAAGAAUGUCAAACAGGGGAAAUACGCAAGUGAUACGAAGUAUGGAAAGAGCUACGUUAGUAAGGGAAUGGACAAGAGAAGCCGAGCUAAGGACGGCAGUAACGAUGUGAGGGAGGUGGUGGACCAUGCCAAAUCGAACUUCAUCAGUGCGAGGGAUGUUGCAAAUCCGAGAAGUGACCGUAGCACCGCUCGUGAGGAUACGCAGAUGCUGGCUACCGAACACACGGGCAGAAUCAGGGCCACCAGGGGGAAGGAACAAAACAACAGUGGAAAGGUCCAGGAUCAUAGAAGGGGUGAUAAAGAUGGUAAGGACGACGAAAAUAAGGAUGGUCACCUGAAUGGCGACGUGCAUGGCGAGGACAAAAAUAAGGUCGUCCACGAUGGUGACGAAGCAAACUUCCCCGAGAGGGAUACUUGCCAACCGAACCACGCGGAACCCAGUCACAAGUGCGACACGAUGGAGCAGAACACUCCGAACCAUGAGAAGGACGAAAACAAGACUGAGUCCAGCACAGACGGAAAGGUAAACUUAACAGCCGCUUCAUCCCCUCAUAAGAGCAAAAAGGCGAAUAACAAUUUUAUGCCUUAUGGAAAUCCAUUCCCCCAAAAAAAAAAUAGGAAUCAACAAGAUUAUGACACGAAUAACGAAUACACUAGCAACAAUGUGAACAAGAAGAACGACUCGAACAAUGCAUUCACGAAGCAAUACACUCAGAAGGGGACGUAUACAAAUAUGAAAAGGAAAAAAAAAGAAGAUUUUGUUAAUAACGCAACUCAACAUAGAGGAGUGACUUUAACAGGAGGGGGAAAUGAAUUCUCCAAUGGAAAAGCCUUUAAUUAUAAAAAGUGCCAUGAGGAGCAUAGCAGUACCAAUAUGGGUAGCAACACGCACGUAUCGUCUGGAGACAGCAUGAAGAAUGCCACAGGCUCGAAUGAAGCGAACAAGAUGUUUCAGCCAAAUGAGAAGCGCUACGAUGGAUAUACAAAUGGGGAGAGACCCUAUGAUGGUAAUUUUCUAAAUCAUGGCAAUCCACGGUACAGGGGCGCCUACGGCUACAACGGUAGCUGUGUGACAAACGGUGCAACAAAUGGUGCAACAAACGGUGUGGCAGACGGUGCGGAAAACGAUAUGGCAAGCCGCAAUGGUAACUCCAAUGCUAAUUGCAGCGGGAGCGGGAACUUCUACUACCCGGAAGGCUUCUACCCACCCCGUGGCGCCAACUAUAUGGGAGACAACCCCGCCUUCUUUGGCAACAACCGCUACAUGAAUCACCCCGUGAACGACCACUACAUGGGGAGCAGCUACGUGGCCAACGGAUAUAUGACCAACCAGAAUUAUCUCAGCGACCCAAACUAUAUGGCUAACCAGAACUACAUGAAUGACCCCAACUAUAUUAACGAUCCAAACUACGUGCGAAACAGGAACUGCCUAGCCACCCAGAAUUGCCAAAACUAUGUGAAUGACCCCAACUAUGUGAAUGACCCCAACUAUGUGAACGACCCGAAUUACCUCAGCAACCCUAACUACGUCUGCAACCCCAAUUACCUUAACAACCCCAACGGAAUGAACAAUAACCCUAAUUAUGUAAACAACCCUAACUAUAUGAACAGCCCAAACUAUAUGAACAGCCCCAACUACAUGAAUGACGGAUACGUCCAUGAUGUGUACAAUCAUAACACCUAUAUGAAUGGGGGAAGCACCUAUUACUAUGACCCCAUGUAUGGGAACAACUACCCCAGCGAAAAUGACCAACACUACUACAACGAAGGGAAUAAGUACAUUAAACAGUAG